AUGGGGCCCCCAGGCAAUAGGGGAUCAUGGGGCCCCUGUGUCCUCACCCACGCCCAAAAAAGCCUAUGAAAGUUAGCAGGGGCAUUUCAUGGGGCCCCCUACUGACCCUGGGCCCUCGGACAUAGGAGUCCACAUCUCCAGGCAGAAAUGUGGACACUUGAGCAGGGGCGGACUGACAACUCAUGGGGCCCCCGGGCAAUAGGGGAUCAUGGGGCCCCUGUGUCCUUGCCCAAACUCAAAAAAGCCUAUGAAAAAGGUACCAGGAGCAUCUCAUGGGGCCCCCUACUGACCUGGGGCCCUGGGACAAUGCCCGAGUUUCCAAAUGGUCAGUCCGCCCCUGCA
Staurois parvus is the source of this 342-nucleotide messenger RNA. The record is from the annotation of a GenBank genome assembly. Lineage: Eukaryota; Metazoa; Chordata; Amphibia; Anura; Ranidae.